UUUUUUUUAAAAAAAAAAGUAUGUCUACAGUCACAUUAUCUUCUACGACGACCACAUCAACAGCAGCAGCAGCAGCAACAGCAGCAGCAACACCACCACCACCAUCAUCAGCAGGCUAUUCCAGCAUAAGCUUAUUUAAUGAUAAACCAGAGGGAGCGUCUCCACCGCCUACACCGUCGAGUCAAAAUAUCAGUCUACCACCUACACCCACAGUGAGUGACGAUGAAGCUGAGGACGGAGAACAAGAAAAAGAAAAAGACACGGAGCGGCAACAGUCGAUUCUUUUGCCUAUUUCUGGUACAAAAAUGGCACAAGAGAUCAUACAGAAAAACAUAAAGUUACAGAGAAGAGGUACUGUCUCAUUAGCUGAUUUGAUUCCCAUGGCUUCAGCAGCACUCAGGGCGAAACAAUGCCUCUUGGACGAUUCACAGCAGCAGCAAAGUUCCACUUUAGCACGCGCUUUGACCAAGGUCAAACUUGGGCUACAAUCGCACCGUUUAAAAGAAAAAUAUCUGAUGAAUGAAUGGAAAAGAUUGGCUUUUGGUCUACCGGUGGAUGAAUCGACCAUCAACGAUACCUGCAAUCAUUAUUUAAUCAGUGCCUAUAGUAAAUACAGUCCUCUUUAUAAUACCACGACGACGACGACGAAUCAUCCUCCUAGUAGUUCUCAUAAUAACCAUAGGGAUAGUCAAAUUCAGAACCCUACAAUGGAUCGUACAAAAGAAAUCGUGACGUGGUAUGAACAUCUUUUUAAGCGAACAACUCUAUCCGUCCAAGAAAUCGAGGAACGUGUCGACCGUCUCAGGCAACAGAAAUUACUUUUGCACCAGCAACAACAGCAGCAGCAGCAACAACAACAAGAAGAAGACGAAACCAUGAUUAGUGCUUGUAGUAAUGGUGCAACCAUACCGAUGGGAAAUAGUAAUGGAACGACGAGUAGGCAUCGUGGUGACCAUGAUCAACACUCUUCUCAUCCUCUCUUAUUGGACACUGAAUUUCCCUAAGUACUAAAACCACUACGGGCGAGUGCUAGUAGUAGUAGAUGACUCUACAUACUACUAUCACUACUGCUUUAUGAUACCUCACGAGGGCGACGGCCCUCCUUUCUUACAAGACGAAAAGGGCUCUGCUCAUGUUUCUAGAUACACCCAUGUACACCUCUUUUUCACGCAGAACGAAACCGCAUGAUUUAUAGCCCUAUCCAUCUCUUUUUUUUCUUUUACGCUUUUAAUUUAUUUACCCCUUACAUCGUAAUAUCCUUUUUUUUUUUUUUCAUCUAUUGUAAAU
Messenger RNA from Mycotypha africana, 1287 nucleotides. RefSeq lists its product as uncharacterized. The transcript has a single exon. The record is from RefSeq and is a predicted model, not a curated record. NCBI's taxonomy places the organism in Eukaryota, Fungi, Mucoromycota, Mucoromycetes, Mucorales, Mycotyphaceae. Bases 21 to 1004 code for a protein of 327 amino acids.